This is a messenger RNA of Astyanax mexicanus (Mexican tetra), 811 nucleotides long. RefSeq names its product eukaryotic translation elongation factor 1 beta 2 (gene eef1b2). Gene Ontology annotation, biological process: translational elongation. The transcript has 6 exons. Gene Ontology annotation, molecular function: translation elongation factor activity; guanyl-nucleotide exchange factor activity. The record is from RefSeq and is a predicted model, not a curated record. Lineage: Eukaryota; Metazoa; Chordata; Actinopteri; Characiformes; Acestrorhamphidae. Gene Ontology annotation, cellular component: cytosol; eukaryotic translation elongation factor 1 complex. The coding region runs from base 77 to 754 and encodes 225 amino acids.
CACUUUCUCAUUCCUUCGCGUUUCCUUCAAGCUAAGAGCCAGACGUCUACCGACCGGCUUUCCUAACUAUCUUACAAUGGGCUUCGGUGAUCUCAAAACCCCCGCCGGCCUUAAGGUUCUGAAUGAGUUUCUGGCUGACAAAAGCUAUAUUGAGGGGUAUGUCCCAUCACAGGCUGAUGUUGCUGUGUUUGAUGCCUUGUCUGGUGCCCCCCCAACUGACCUAUGCCACGCUCUUCGCUGGUACAACCACAUCAAGUCCUACCAAAAAGAGAAGGCCAGCCUCCCUGGAGUGAAGAAGCCCCUGGGUCAGUACGGACCUGCUGGAGUGGAAGACACUACUGGCGGAGCCGCUCCUGCUAACGAUGACGACGAUGAUGACAUUGAUCUGUUCGGCUCUGAUGAGGAAGAGGAUGAAGAGACUGCAAGGAUCAAGGAGGAGAGACUGGCAGCCUACAAUGCAAAGAAGUCCAAAAAGCCAGCCCUUAUUGCAAAGUCCUCUAUUCUUUUGGACGUCAAGCCCUGGGACGAUGAAACAGACAUGGCCAAGCUUGAGGAAUGUGUACGAUCCAUUGAACUGGACGGUUUGGUUUGGGGCCAGUCCAAACUGGUGCCUGUUGGCUACGGCAUCAAGAAACUGCAGAUUGCGUGUGUAGUAGAAGAUGACAAAGUAGGAACAGAUCAGCUGGAGGAACUGAUCACUGCCUUUGAAGAUCACAUACAGUCUGUUGACGUUGCUGCCUUCAACAAGAUCUAGAAACAUGGAAAAAGCAUUACACAAAAAGCACUUGAAAUAAAACAAUUUGAUUUUGAA